Perca fluviatilis (European perch) is the source of this 3090-nucleotide messenger RNA. Its product is annotated as protein phosphatase Slingshot homolog 3. Gene Ontology annotation, cellular component: cytoplasm. The record is from RefSeq and is a predicted model, not a curated record. The transcript has 17 exons. NCBI's taxonomy places the organism in Eukaryota, Metazoa, Chordata, Actinopteri, Perciformes, Percidae. The coding region runs from base 289 to 2175 and encodes 628 amino acids. Gene Ontology annotation, molecular function: actin binding; protein tyrosine/serine/threonine phosphatase activity. Gene Ontology annotation, biological process: actin cytoskeleton organization; protein dephosphorylation; negative regulation of actin filament polymerization.
UGUUCGGUGUUGACUGAUGUGUCCUCCACUGGGGCAGCCUGAGCCGCUGCGCUGUAAAUGGUGAAGUCUUUACCCUCGAAAGCGACAGAGGGCGGAAUAAGGAGCACUCUGUACUUGAGGAACAGACAAGCAACCUUCAAAGCAGGAAAUUCGAGUGGACCCAGUCUGGAAAAGAAGAAAAUACCACUAUUUGCCCGCCCACGGCACACUUUUGGCUGAGGAACCUGCAGUGCCUGUCUGAGCCUGCCCGCAACAGCAGGUUUAGUGGAGACAGAUCUGUACUCUGCAAUGGCUCUGUUGACCCUGCAUAGACUCCCAUCCAUCUCCACUGCUCCAGAUGAAAGCCUCCAAAGAAGAGGGAGACUUCAGAAAAGGGAGAGCUUUGCCCUCGUGAAGGGGGCGGCCCUUCUGCUGGAAGAAGGCAAGGGCGGGGGCCUCGAUGAGGGGGCUCCACCUUCUUCUGUGAAAGAAGGCGGUGGAGCUCCACAGCACAGACAACUUCAUGCCAUGGUUGAACAGCUCCGACCAGAAGAUACCAUCAAGCUGGCGGUGCAGUUGGAGUCCAUCAGCUCGGUCAGAGUCAGGUAUCUGAUCAUUGUCUCCACCCUCGGCAAAAAACACGAGAGCAUCCUACUGGGCAUGGAUUUCCCCAACUCACGGAGUGAUCAGUGCACCAUCGGCCUGGUUCUGCCAGUAUGGAGCGACACCCAGGUGUAUCUGGACGGAGACGGUGGUUUUAGCGUUACGACAGCUGAAGAGAUCAGAAUUUUUAAGCCUGUUUCUAUGCAGACCAUGUGGUCAGUGCUGCAGGCGUUGCACGGCUGCUGCGAGCGGGCAGUCAAGGCAGCAGUGAUUCCAGGCAACGGCCUGGAGUGGGCCCAGCACUACCACCAGCACAUCGAGUCAGACCGCUUCUGCCUCAACGAGUGGGAAGCUAUGAACGACCUGGAGUCGGUCCGCAGGGACAGUAAUGGACAGAGCUCGGCAGACCGCAUUUCCAACGAGGUGCUGAUCAAAGAGCAUCUGAGAGACAUCAUGAGGACUGAAGACCUGGACAAUCUCACAUCUAAAAUGGUGCACUCUGCCCUGGAGACCAGGAUAGGCUUCGACAUGAGACCCUUUAAGGAGUACAUUGACAACGAGAUCCUGGUCACUAUGGCUCAGAUGGACAAACCUUCCAAAAUAUUUGAUUACCUUUACCUGGGCUCUGAGUGGAACGCAGCUAACUUUGAGGAGCUGAAGAAAAACAAUGUGGGCUAUAUUCUGAAUGUGACCAGGGAGAUUGACAACUUUUUCCCAGAGUCCUUCACUUAUAUGAACAUCAGAGUGUACGAUGUGGAAGCCACCGACCUGCUCUCUCACUGGACAGACACCUACAACUUCAUCAACACUGCAAGGAAAAGUGGACAGGCCGUGUUGGUGCACUGUAAGAUGGGCGUUUCUCGCUCGGCAUCCACGGUGAUCUCCUACGCCAUGAAGCAGCAGCACUGGUCACUGGAUAUGGCGUUGUCCUACGUUAGGAGUUGCCGGUCCAUCGUCAAGCCCAACGAAGGCUUCAUGAAGCAGCUGCACACCUACAGCGGCAUCCUCAAUGCAAGCCAGCAGCGUCACAGCGCACUCUGGAGGCGAAAGUCGAGAGACCAGAGACAAAAAUCAGUAUGCAAGGAGGAGGGAGGGGAGAAAAGAAAGCCAGCAGAGGAAGAGGAGGAGGAUGAUGAUGAUGAAGAUGAUGAUUAUGAGGGACUUGAUGAUUAUGAGCCGGGUGAUGAGGAGGAUUUAGAGAGUCUAGAUGAAAAAGAUCUGGGUAGCCCAGAUGAAAUAGAAGAUCCAGAGGAACACACAGAGGUGUUUGAAGAGCCCCCCCCACAGUCUGAGAACAACCAGUGGCCGGGGCAGACAGGACCACCAGAUGCCUGUCCUACUAUCACAGUAAAUGAACCAGACAAGGUUGCCACUCUGAGUGCUAAUCGCAGUGGCAGGAUGAACCUCUUCUCCCUCAUGCAGUCCAUCAGCGAGGAGGAUAAAGGACGUGAACAGCUGCUCGGCAGUCCGAGGGAGUCUCCUGGGCAGCGGAGGCGUAGCCAAGGCCGACGGGGUCUGAUUCACCAGAGGGCGUGUGUGGAUGUCUCACCUGAACCACGAAGCCUGCCAGACACCGGUCAAAGCAAACCCUAAAGUGAUCAAAGAGACGGAAGAGCACAGACAGGAGGGAGGGGGACCCAUUAAGUAGGAAUUCUAUGGUGGGGAGAAAUAAUCCUGAAAACACCUGAAGGAAAGUGUGCGCUGGUAAUAUAUAUUCCAAGGUUUUCAUACAAUGAUACACUCUAACUUUAUAUUUGACAUAUUUAGAUGAUGAACGUUUUUAAUUUAUGUUUCAUUGCAUAUCUCUGUUGACAAUUAUUACUGCAGAUGGUUCACUGUUGUUAAAAGGAUCUUGCUGUAGAGCCAGUGUAUCUGAAGGCUGAAGUCAUUAUCAGUGUACAUUUGUAGUAUUAUGUUUAUCAGUGUUUUAGAGUCACAUACAGAAGUACUGGUCUCUCCCUCCUCGUUCCCUCUCCCCUUCUUCAGCUCUUGCGUCAUCACUCCAGAGAUGAUGUCUAUGCAAUUACUGUUUUCUUUUCUUUUUUUUCCCUCUGUAUACGAGUACGCUGCCAAUCCGAGGUAGACGGUUUUAAAUGUUUUUCAUAUUCUCUCUCAUUGGAAGUGUUUUUCACAAGACGUUCGUUGUUGACUGAUGGGAGGGUUUCACUGUAUGUAAGCUGUGCAUCAUGGACCAAGUCAGGGCCAGUUUUAUGGCACUAGCCUGUUCCUAUUCCAAUGUGCCAAUGAGUAUAUUACACAGAAAAUCUUUUAUCAUGUCAGUAUGUUAAGAACCAAAGUCUCCAAUUUUAGUUUUUAUUCAUUCUAUUUAAACACCAGGGCUGCAUGAGUGCCUUGUACCUGAGAAUGAAAUACGACUCUAUGACUGGUGUUUUUUUUAGUGUUUUUGCUACGCGGUGGUGGCUGCAUAAUGUAUGUAUGAAUCUUGUACUUUUUCUCUAAUUGCAGUACAAAUGUGACUCCCCGAAGUGUUGCGAUAUAUAUAUAUAU